CCCAUGAACCCGCCACUGGGAUAAGUGGGUACAGAAGUCAUGUCACCGUAAACAACAUGCAGAAAUAAAGACAUGAAAGACACAAACCUGCGUCACAAACGUCUGAAGCCAUUGGUAUAGGAGGACCAACUUGGAAAUAUGUUCGCUUUAACAGAGCUCAGUUUAACGGAGUGCUGCCUGACGCAUUUAGUAAUUCAAAAAGAGAGCACGGGACAGACGAUCUACAUUCAGUUGGCGGAAGCAGUGGGAAUUUAUGCGUUGUGGUGCUAUUAAAACAUGUGGCUAAUGUGUGCCCUCCUCGUGAAUGAUGGGCCCUGGGGCUAGUCAAAUGGCUGGAUAUGUUUGUGUUUGGACAAUAUCCAUCUUCACCGGAAUGUUCUAUCAAGAGGGUCUGUGAGAGAGUUGCUUCCCAGUUAAGUUGUCAUAAUAGAUCACCUUCAAUACUAGCUGCGUGAGAAGCACGAGGCAACAUUCAAGAUGAUGGAGCCUGGUAAUUCAGCAAAUUUUACUAUCGCUGCUUUGUUGGGUUCCUCAAGACCGCAGCAAGAACUUAUCAGGGACACAGCGCCAUUUCAUGAUCACAGACUUCAUGGGCCUCAGAGAAACGGGCUUGGGUUCCAUGCAACCAUGGAAAGCGACGAGGAGGAUGGUCAGGAAUCUCGAAUUCCAGACAAUCGAAUCGUGGCAUCAAAAGAAGAAGACAGCCGUGAGUCUAAAGCCACAAGGAAGUCUGUAAAAACGAGGAGAAAAAGAACAGCGUUCACAAGUUUUCAAUUAAAAUGUCUAGAGGAAAAGUUUAUGAUGAACAAAUAUCUCACAAUUGCAGAGAGAGAUAUGUUAGCAAAGUCUCUUCAGCUCAGUAACAAACAAGUCAAAACUUGGUUUCAAAAUCGUCGUACCAAAUGGAAAAGAGAAAAUGUUGGAGAAGCAAUUCACUUGGCCUAUGAAAUACAAAGGAGUAGUAUUGGACCUUACCACCCUCCAUGGGUGCCUAUUUGUCAUUGUCCGCCUCCUCCUCCAAUCUACAGAAUGAACACAAUGUAUUCCUGUCCACCCCCAACGUUUAUUCCGCCACACGGAGCUCAAUAGUUUAAGGCACCGCCUAUCCUUGGUUUUCUUCCUUUCCACGAUUUGCGACAGAGUACCGGGAUACGACGUAAUAAGACACUGAACCAAGUAAGAGACCAUAUCCUGCAUUGACUCUGUAUUUCCAAACACAAUCUUGCUGUAUUAUUCCAAAUCGGUCAUUGGUUCGUACGGUGAAUUGUGUUUAACGAUGUUAGUAAUUUUUCUUGAUUUAUAGCUUAUCAUUUUACCGUGCAAAAAGUGCGUUAUUUUUGGGCAUAGAUCCAAAUAUACAAAAACGUAGAUACGUGGUAAUGAAAGGUUUCCUUGUGUAGCUAUGGUUUGGGUUGAAAGUUAGUACUGAACUGGUAAUAACUAUCUCUUACCAACUAAAAUAUCAGUUUGAUGGUCACAAAAAUCCGCGGCAAUAAUUGACUUUGCCUUUCUUUCUAGAAUAGCUGAUUGUAAUAUAUAAUUUCUUUGUCGCACACUACGUUCUAAGUCUUACAACAGUUUUAAAUACUGCCAUGCCUGUCUGGCAAUCAUUUGGAAAUACCUUAUCAUCUUGUCCAUCCCAGUGGGAGAUACAAAGAAAAUUAUUUUUUUCAAAUUUUUCUAGUUUUUUCUGAGUUUAUUGAAUGCCUUUACCUAAUUUUAUUUUAUUUAUUUGCAUUGAGUUGGCACAUCGAAUUGGGUUCACCCUAAAUAUUUGAUUAGUAAUAAGUUUCUCAUAUGCAAAUGGUAUUACAGUUCUCCAUUACAUAUUUGCCAUCCUCGUUCCAUCUUCAUUACUGCCCUAUAUGAUCUUUGUUUUUUUUUUUUCUAUUAUCCCAUGUCUUUCAUUGAAAUAUCUUUUCUCAGUCGAUUAUAUUCCUUUCCAAGUAAAUUGUAACAUUACAAAAGGAGUUGCAAUUACCUCAACUUAGACAGGACUUUGAAUAUUUUCCACAACCUUCAAACCUAGCAUUUGAAAGAGUAGUGGUUGUGAAGUGCGAGAGAGGUAACUGUUACAUUUUUUUUCUCUGCUGCUGAAUGAGGCGUUUUCCGAUAACGCACUUUUAGAAUAAGUCACGAUCGAUACUGUGACUGUAAUUGCAGUUUUCUAAUGGGAGGUCGCCAAAAUUGAGUUGGCGAAACUAUUUGAAUAUCUCAAUAUUAACCUCGAAUAUUGGCCUCGAACACGUACAAUGGGACCUUUUUCAAUUUUAUAGUUCAAUUUUUUUGUACAAUUUUUUCGGUCCCAUUUCUCGCUUAAUUAAAUCAUCAUUAUUCCUC
Stylophora pistillata is the source of this 2340-nucleotide messenger RNA. RefSeq names its product barH-like 2 homeobox protein. NCBI's taxonomy places the organism in Eukaryota, Metazoa, Cnidaria, Anthozoa, Scleractinia, Pocilloporidae. Gene Ontology annotation, biological process: regulation of DNA-templated transcription. The record is from RefSeq and is a predicted model, not a curated record. Gene Ontology annotation, molecular function: DNA-binding transcription factor activity, RNA polymerase II-specific; DNA binding.